Gasterosteus aculeatus aculeatus (three-spined stickleback) is the source of this 4025-nucleotide messenger RNA. The record is from RefSeq and is a predicted model, not a curated record. NCBI's taxonomy places the organism in Eukaryota, Metazoa, Chordata, Actinopteri, Perciformes, Gasterosteidae.
AGAGCUAACAGGGAGCUAGCAGCUCAGAGGAGGGCACACGUCGAACCACAGCCUCUGUGUGUGUGUUUUGUGUGUUUAAAGUGUGUGCGUCUGUGUGUGCGUGAGAGGCUGCCGCAGAGCAGCAGGCGCCCGGUUCGUUUCGCCAGACUUUGCCCCCCCCCACCUGCCGCUGUCUUUUUUAACCUUGCCAGUGCUCGGCGCAGGGCCUGCUCCUUCCUCCACCUCAGGAUAAAGAGGGAUCAGCCGGGAGGGAGACGCUCCUUCGACUCUCUGACCAGCCCCUCGUUUGUGCUGACAGCUCCGCGGCGCAGCAGCAGGCAGGAUGAUAGCGGCUCAGCUCCUCGCCUACUACUUCACCGAGUUGAAGGAUGAUCAACUCAAGAAGAUUGAUAAGUACCUGUUCUCCAUGCGGUUCUCCGAUGACACGUUGAAGGACAUCAUGAACCGGUUCCGCAGGGAAAUGGAGAACGGCCUCGGCCGCGACACCAGUCCCACGGCCACCGUCAAGAUGCUGCCCACCUUCGUGAGGUCCAUCCCCGACGGAUCAGAGAAGGGCGACUUCAUAGCUCUGGAUCUCGGGGGGUCAAACUUCAGGAUCCUGCGGGUCAAAGUGACGCAGGACAAGAAGCAGCCGGUGCAGAUGGAGAGCCAGGUCUACGAGACCCCCGAUGACAUCAUCCACGGCAGCGGGUCACAGCUCUUCGCCCAUGUGGCGGAUUGCCUCGGCGACUUCAUGGAGAAGCAGAAGAUCAAAGACAAAAAGAUUCCUGUGGGAUUUACCUUCUCCUUCCCCUGCGCCCAAACCAAGCUGGACGAGGCGGUCCUGGUGACGUGGACGAAGAAGUUCAAGGCCAGCGGGGUGGAGGGCAUGGAUGUGGUGAAUCUUCUGAACAAGGCCAUCCAGAAACGAGGGGACUACGAGGCAGACAUCAUGGCGGUGGUGAACGACACGGUCGGCACCAUGAUGACCUGCGGGUUCGACGACCAGCGCUGCGAAGUGGGCAUCAUCAUAGGGACGGGAACCAACGCCUGCUACAUGGAGGAGCUGCGUCACAUCGACCAGGUGGAAGGAGACGAAGGCCGGAUGUGCAUCAACACGGAGUGGGGCGCCUUCGGGGACGACGGGUCCCUGGAGGACCUUCGCACCGAGUUCGACCGCGAGAUCGACCGGGGCUCCAUCAACCCCGGGAAGCAGCUGUUUGAGAAGAUGGCCAGCGGGAUGUACAUGGGAGAGCUGGUUCGCCUCAUCCUGGUCAAGAUGGCCAAAGAGGGGCUUCUGUUCGAGGGGCGGAUAACCCCCGAGCUCCUGACCAAAGGGAAGAUCGAGACCAAGCACGUCUCUGCUAUAGAAAAGAGCAAAGAAGGCCUGAAGAAGUGCAUGGAGACGCUGACGAGGCUGGGCGUGGAGCCGUCCGACGAGGACUGUCUGGCCGUGCAGCACGUGUGCACCAUCGUGUCCUUCCGCUCGGCCAACCUCAUCGCCUCCACCCUGGGGGGCAUCCUGGCACGGCUCAAGGACAACAAGGGGGUCGGCCGCCUGCGGACCACCGUGGGCAUCGACGGGUCGCUCUACAAGAUGCACCCGCAAUACGCCCGCCGUCUGCACAAGACGGUGCGCCGCCUGGUCCCGGACUCGGACGUCCGCUUCCUGCUGUCGGAGAGCGGCAGCGCGAAGGGCGCGGCCAUGGUGACGGCCGUGGCGUACCGGCUGACGGAGCAGGCGCGUCAGAUCCAGCAGACGAUGGCGGAGUUCCGGCUGAGCAAAGCGCAGCUGCUGGAGGUGAAGAAGCGCAUGAGGCAGGAGAUCGAAAGAGGCCUGAAGAAGACCUCCCACCAGGAGGCCACCGUCAAGAUGCUGCCCACCUUCGUCCGAUCAACGCCGGACGGGACAGAGAACGGAGAUUUCCUGGCUCUGGACCUCGGCGGGACCAACUUCCGCGUGCUGCUGUGAAGAUCCGCAGCGGGAAGAAGCGAUCGGUGGAGAGCACACCAGAUUUACGCCAUUCCCAUAGAGGUCAUGCAAGGCACGGGAGAAGAGCUCUUCGACCACAUCGUGCACUGCAUCUCAGACUUCCUGGACUACAUGGGCAUGAAGAGCGCCCGCCUGCCGCUGAGCUUCACCUUCUCCUUCCCCUGCCACCAGACCAGCCUGGACGCAGGAAUCCUCGUGACCUGGACCAAAGGAUUCAAGGCCACGGACUGCGAGGGGGAGAACGUGGUGGAGCUUCUCCGGGACGCCAUCAAGAGGAAAGAGGAGUUCGACCUGGACGUGGUGGCCAUCGUGAACGACACGGUGGGGACGAUGAUGACCUGCGCCUACGAGGAGCCCGACUGCGAGGUGGGACUGAUAGCAGGGACCGGCAGCAACGCCUGCUACAUGGAGGAGGCCAAGAACAUCGAGAUCGUGGACGGGAACGAGGGACGCAUGUGCGUCAACAUGGAGUGGGGCGCCUUCGGAGACAACGGCUGCCUGGACGACAUCCGGACGAAGUACGACCAGGCGGUGGACGAAAACUCGCUCAACGAGGGCAACAAAGCUACGAUCGGCCCCCCCUCUCCCGCCAGGUACGAGAAGAUGUGCAGCGGCAUGUACCUCGGCGAGAUCGUCAGGCAGAUCCUGAUCGAUCUGACCAAGCGGGGCUUCCUCUUCCGGGGACAGAUCUCGGAGACGCUCAAGACGAGGGGCAUCUUUGAGACAAAGUUCCUGUCGCAGAUCGAGAGCGAUCGCCUGGCGCUGCUGCAGGUCAGGGCGAUCCUGCAGCAGCUGGGCCUCGCCGGCACCUGUGACGACAGCAUCAUCGUGAAGGAGGUGUGCGGCACGGUGUCCCGCCGCGCGGCCCAGAUCUGCGGCGCCGGCAUGGCCGCCGUGGUGGACAAGAUCCGCGAGAACCGCGGCCUGGACCACCUGGACAUCACCGUGGGCGUGGACGGCACGCUCUACAAGCUGCACCCCCACUUCUCGCGGAUCUUCCAGCAGACGGUGAAGGAGCUCGCCCCGAAAUGUGACGUCAACUUCCUGCUGUCGGAGGACGGCAGCGGGAAGGGCGCCGCCCUCAUCACGGCCGUGGGCUGCCGCCAGAGAGAGCUGGUCGCUCAGCAGCAGCACUGAGGCCCGCCCGCUGCUCCACCGGGACCUCCACCUGCCUUCACAGCCCAGCUCCAUCCCCCAUCGCCAGCCGUGACUCCACCUCUGCCCCCCCCACACACACACAGAGAUAGCCAGAGUCGUGCUGCAGGAAUAGAAAUAUCUGAAUAUUUAUUUAUACCGCAUCAGAGCGUUUAUUAUUUACAUGUUUGUACAUUUUCCUCAAUAAGCUGAUAAAUCUAAACUCAUUAGGUGUGCAAUAUUUGUGUAUUGCUAAUUUUAUUUUUAUAUGGAGGCAAAUAUGUAAUUGUAUUUAUAUAUCUGAGGCCACUUUAAAUCCCAGAGGUCAUUUGCACCAUAGACACAGGAAAAUGUCAGCACUUUUUCUAUGAGAGCUCACACACGCUCAUCUUAACAAAGCUCCGCUCAACCAGUUCCUAAAAAGGGCUCGCUGCAAAACACGAAAGGGGUUGAACGCACGAGUCACGGCGGCUCAAACCAUCCUCGCGUCUGUGCAACCCGCUCGCACGGCACGCUCGGCUAACCACCACUUUCCACGCACACAUCCAUGUAACUCACGUGUUUAGAGCAUUGCAGCUGCACCGUAACCUUUAAUCCCGUCGCUGUCUGUGAACUACGAUACUGUUUGGCGUUGUGACGUAUCCCACUUCUGCUUCAUUGUUUGUGCCAGAGAAUAAAUGUUUAUUGGGCCCCCGAGAAAAGAGUGGACACUGCGAGGCUUUGGUGUGCGUUUGUGUCCUACCGUGUCGACCCGUAGCUUUCAAUGUUCCUGUCCGUGGAGACUGCAUGCCUUACAUUAAGACGAAAGGAGAGUACCCAUUUGCUUUCAUUGUUUUUGUUUUAUUUUUUACAUUAAUAUAGAUUUCUGGUCCCACGGUGAGAAGUGAAUUCAUUAAAUUAUAUUUUGUUGUGAAGUAAA